AUGGCAAAACUGCCCCAGUCAUGUGGAGCAGCCACAGCUGUUGGUGCCCUUGGGCUGCAGGACAGAGGGGCCGGUGGCAUAAAGCCCCACGGCCAGCGGAGCUGCCGGCAGCACCGGGAGCCAGGGCUGGACACUUUCUGCCUGUUGGUGAGAAGGACGCAUCCUGCACGGAGCUGUGCAGCACAGGCAAACAUGGAGCUGGAUGUGCAAAGGGCCAAGGAGCUCAUCGAGCAGAAGCUGGCGGAGGAGGAGGAGGAGGAGAAGGUGGCGACUCCGGGGGGCCCGCCGGCCGUGGAGCGGAUGAGCACGCCCGAGCUGGAGGAGGAGAAACGCCGCGGCCCCAGGAACCGGGGCCUCGAGGCCGUCAAGGGCCAGGAGCGGGUGCGGAAGAGCUCGGUGGAUCUGCGCCGGGAGAUCAUCGAUGUGGGG
Messenger RNA from Antrostomus carolinensis (chuck-will's-widow), 429 nucleotides. Its product is annotated as ankyrin repeat domain-containing protein 2-like. Lineage: Eukaryota; Metazoa; Chordata; Aves; Caprimulgiformes; Caprimulgidae. The record is from RefSeq and is a predicted model, not a curated record.